This is a messenger RNA of Gracilinanus agilis (Agile Gracile Mouse Opossum), 3815 nucleotides long. RefSeq names its product complement receptor type 1-like. The record is from RefSeq and is a predicted model, not a curated record. The transcript is spliced from 21 exons. Lineage: Eukaryota; Metazoa; Chordata; Mammalia; Didelphimorphia; Didelphidae. Bases 1 to 3099 code for a protein of 1032 amino acids.
AUGGGCGCCGUACUGCUCCUGUGGGGCUUAUUGGCUCUCCUCACGCCAGCGGCUUGCGGUCAGUGUUAUUCCCCACCAAUGUUAAAUACUGCGAUACUAAAAAAUAAUUCCAAGUCUGUGUUUGACAUCGGAGAUACUUUGAUUUAUGAAUGCUUCCCUGGAUAUGUGAAAAGAAAGUUUAGCACCAUCUGCCUUGAAAACUCAACAUGGUCAAGUGUAAAUGACAACAUGUGCAAACGGAAAACAUGUCCAACUCCUACAGAUCUCCUCCACGGACGGGUGCAAAUAACAGGUCCAAACCAGUUUGGUUCAACAAUUACAUAUUCUUGCGAUGAGGGGUAUCAACUUAUUGGCCUCUCAUCCAACCAAUGCAUCCUGUCAGGAAAUACCGUCAUUUGGGAGAAUGAACCACCUCUGUGUGAAACUAUUCGUUGUGAUCUACCUCCAACCAUUCCCAAUGGAAGAUAUCGAAGCACUAAUGAAUAUUUUUACUAUGGCAUGGUGGUAUCCUAUGAAUGUAACACUGGGUCACGGGGGGAAAAGCUAUAUGACCUGGUGGGUAACAAAACAUUACACUGUACUAGCAAAGACAAUAAAGUUGGCAUCUGGAACAGUCCUCCACCUCGAUGUAUUACUCUAGCCAAGUGCAAGACCCCAGUAAUUGCCAAUGGAAGAAGUAUGUCACUCUUUAGACCUUUCUAUUUAUUAAAUGAUGCUGUGGAAUUGGAAUGUGACCCUGGUUUUACCAUGAAGGGCAGCAGAGUAGUGCAAUGCCAGAUUAACAGCCAAUGGGAUCCUGCAUUGCCGGUGUGCUUCAGGGGGUGUCUUCCACCUAUGGAGAUUUCCCACGGUAAACGGAGCAAAAUCAAGGACUAUUUUUCCUUUGGAGAUACUGUGUACUAUGACUGUGAACCUGGCUACUUUCUCAAAGGAUCAGCUUCCAUUAAGUGUAUAGAGCCUGGGAAAUGGAACUAUGAAACUCCAAAGUGUGAAGUGAAAUCCUGUGGGAAAUUCCUGGAUCAGCUUCUUAAUGGAGAAGUUAAAUCUCCCAGUCCUCCCCAGCUUGGGACAAAGGUUGUCUUUGUUUGUAAAGAGGGGUUUUGGCUUAAUGGCACCUCUUCUAGUACAUGUGUACUAAGGGGAUUGACAGUUGGUUGGAGUAACAAAGUGCCUGUCUGUGAACGGAUUACUUGUGGUUUUCCUCCUCCUAUCAUCAAUGGAAGGUUUCCACUCCUUUCUGGGAAUAAAUUUCCCUAUGGGACUGUAAUAAAAUAUACCUGUUUCAAGGCAUUCCGUGCUAUUGGAACCCAAAUUGCACAUUGCACAACUAAAGAUCAAGUGAAUGGAGUCUGGAGUAUACCUGCCCCUCAGUGUGAGAUUUACAAUAAAACUACUAUUUGUCUUGCCCCACAAGUCCAAGAGAGACAUCUAAAGUUGAAGUUCCAACCUCUAUAUAAACAUGGUGACACUCUGAUACUUGCCUGUGAUACCAACUUUACCAUGAAAGGUCACAGCACUCUGUGGUGCCAAGCAAAUGGUACAUGGGGGCCAUCACCAAUGCCAACAUGUGAGAGAGAUUGUUCAUCACCUCCUAUGAUCCUUAAUGGGAGACAUAGAAAUGGCCACAGUGGCCCAGUUGUGCCUGGGUCGUCUGUGACUUACAGCUGUGAACCUGGCUACUUGCUUGUUGGAGAAAAGACCAUUCGCUGUUUGUCUUCAGGAGUCUGGAAUACUGCUGCUCCCACAUGUAAAGGGGCAGUGUGUGAACCUUUAAUAAAAUUCCCCAAUGGGCAGGUAAAGGAGCCUUCACAUCUUCAGAUUGGGGCAACCAUGACCUUUUCCUGUAAUAAGGGGUACCAUUUACAAGGCCAAGCUUCUAGUCACUGUGUGCUUGCUACAGAGGGUGCUAUUUGGACUAAGAUUCCAAUUUGUAUAGAAGUGAUUUGCCCAACACCACCUAAAAUUGAAAAUGGGAAAUAUAUGGGUAGCCCUGCAGAUGAAGUGCCAUAUGGAACCCAAAUAAUUUAUAGCUGCAAUGCUGACCCAGAGAAAGGAGUGAAAUUCAGCCUCAUUGGAGAGAGCACCAUCCACUGUAUGAGUGAUCCAGAGGGCAAUGGGAUUUGGAGUGCGGAUCCCCCUCGGUGUGAGCUUUCUGCUUCCUCUGUUCAGUGCCUUCAUCCCACAGUCUCCAAUGGCUACAAGAUAUCUGGACAGGGACCCCCAUAUUUCUAUAAUGACACUGUGGCAUUUCGCUGUUACACUGGCUUCACUCUGAAGGGCAGCAGUCAGAUCCGCUGUAGUUCCAAUGGCACUUGGGAUCCUGAGGCACCAAUCUGUGAAAGGGAGUGCCUACCACCUCCUCAGAUACCCCAUGGUCAGCACACAGGUGGGGAGAGAAGCCACUUUGCUCCUGGGAUGUCUGUAGAUUAUACUUGUGACCCUGGAUACUUGCUCAUGGGAAAUAAAUCAAUUUGCUGUAUGUCUUCAGGAGCUUGGAGUCUUUCUGCCCCACAUUGUGAAGAAGCGGCAUGUGAACCCAUAGGAGAACAAUUGCAAUUGCCCUUAGAUGACAAUCCUGUGGUUCUGGUUAAUUCCUCUUGCCAAGAGGGGUACCAAUUAACUGGCCAUGUUUAUAAGCUCUGUUGGCAUCCUGAAGUGGGGACUAGGUUUUGGUUCCAAAAGAUUCCACUUUGUAAAGAAGUGAAUUGUAGCCUCCCAGAGUUCAUAAUUGGUGCCCAGAAUAUGUCGACUAAAAAAAUAUAUCAUUUUGGAGCUAUCUUUACUCUGAAGUGCGAUGAAGGGUAUAUGCUAGAAGGCAGUCCUCAGAGUCAAUGUCAGGAAGAUCAUAGAUGGGACCCUCCUUUAGCAGUCUGUAAAUCAGUGAAUUUUUCUUCCCUUCAAAGCUCCCAAGGACCUGUUGUUCUCAGUGGCAUCCUUUUGGGUUCAAUUCUACUCAUCAUAUUUGUUGGUGCCACACUGGCAAUAAUAUCAAAACACAAAGAAGGCAAUUAUUAUACUAAUGAAAAUCAUAAAGGUGUAGCUAUCCCUGUAGAGACACAAGAAACUUCCAUUAAUGAUGCUUACAGCCUUGCAACUUAGCCAGAAGACUAACAGUUAUCUUUGAAAUGCUAUGAGAUUGGAAAGCAAUCUUGGAAUGAAGCUUUAACCUCGAUUUGAAAGAAACCUCUCUGCUUCUGGAAGGUACACACACAGGACAUCAAAGUCUCAGAACUGAUUUUACAGAGAUGCAACUUUUAUCAGAACUCGAACUCAGGUAGAACAAAGCAAAGCAGCUUUGUAAUGGUGGAAACUGAAUUCUGUUGCUGUUUUCUUCCCAGUGACUAUCCUCCAUGACUGGCAUCUUGCCAGAAUGCAGCUACAAGCACUUGCAGACUUCUGAAUCCUACACAUUUUUUCAUAUCAACCCUAGUAGAAGUUUUCUUUGUUUUUUUAAAGUUGGGCCAUGUAAAUUCUCACUACCUUCAUUCAACCUAGCCAUCCUCUUUUCUUUUAUUAUCAGCAUACUGACUGUUAUUUGCACACUGGACUGGAACAUGGUUUUAGUAAUUUAAAGAAAGAUGGUGAAACAUUUUCUCUACGUUUACUUGGGCUUUGCUCAAUUAGGAGACAGCCUUAAAAAUAUUUAGUUCCUUUUUCAUUUAUAAAAGGUAGCAUUUUGCUUUUUUCCCUCAGGUUAAAGUUAGUUCAAUAUCUGCCUUGAAUUUCCCUAUGACACAGUAAUUCAUGAAAGUGAUUUCAUGAAUUAAUUUAAUAACAUGAUUAAGAGAAUUGUAUUGACUGCCAGUGGGAGAAAU